Messenger RNA from Funneliformis caledonium, 564 nucleotides. The record is from the annotation of a GenBank genome assembly. NCBI's taxonomy places the organism in Eukaryota, Fungi, Glomeromycota, Glomeromycetes, Glomerales, Glomeraceae.
AUGGCAUUGAUUUUGGGUGAUUUCAUCUGGGUUAACGUUUUCACCGCACUUGUUGUAGUGUACAUCGUCAAGUACUACUAUUCAUGGUAUACACGGGAGAAUCCGAUUCCUGGACCAUUUCCUUUGCCUUUAAUAGGAAAUUUACAUCAGUUGGGACUGGAUAUGGGGAAAGGAGCGGUCAAAUUACAAAAGGAGUUUGGGGACAUGUUUGAAAUAUACUUAGGACCGACAAGAGCGAUAUUUUUAAGUAGAGCGGAACUUACGGAAAAAAUUUAUAAUCCGACGUUAAAGAAUAAUGAAUUCUCCCUUCGCACACCCUCUAACCCAGGAUUGGAGGAACUUCAUCUGACAGAGACCGGUAUCACAUUUAAUAGGGAUUUGAACGCUUGGAAAUUCAAUAGGCGUAUCUUAAACCUCACAGUGAUGUCACCAAAAUUCAUGAGGGAGAGCGUGAAAUUCACCAAUCAAAUUUGCGAUGAGUUGGAAAAGUAUUGGUCUACGAUUAAUCCCAAUAAUAAAAUUGAUUUUGCAAGGUGGACUUCUUGUCUCGCCGCUGAUAUUAUC